Messenger RNA from Exophiala mesophila, 2592 nucleotides. RefSeq lists its product as uncharacterized. Lineage: Eukaryota; Fungi; Ascomycota; Eurotiomycetes; Chaetothyriales; Herpotrichiellaceae. The transcript has a single exon. Gene Ontology annotation, biological process: error-prone translesion synthesis; DNA-templated DNA replication. Gene Ontology annotation, molecular function: DNA binding. Gene Ontology annotation, cellular component: epsilon DNA polymerase complex. The record is from RefSeq and is a predicted model, not a curated record. The coding region runs from base 14 to 2584 and encodes 856 amino acids.
UCCCACAAUAAAAAUGGCAGAACCAAUAUCAACUCCCAGACUUCCACCACCACAACGCAUAGCCCACACGUCAGGUCCAGGGUCUAAAGAUCAAUUACUCUCCUCAAGUCCCGCCUUUGGGACACCCGCAUAUCCAAUCCAACCACGACAAAGACCCAUAUCUAGACUUCCAUUCGCACCUCAAACACACACAACCACCACUUCAAACAACAAUGCUCCUACAGUCCUGCCCAUUCUCCUCCCUCCUCAGACCUUACGGCCGGUCGCUUUCAGAACCCUCACCAAGAAACAUAACCUGACCUUGACCUCUUCAGGUCUUGGGGUACUAUCCACCUUUGUGGGGAAACACUGUGGGAGUGCAUGGCGAGAAGAUGGACUGGCAGAACGAGUACUGGACGAGAUUGCAAAGUCAUGGAAACGGAUUGGUGGUGGUCUGAUUGUCGAGGAUGGACCAGACAAGAAAUUGUCCAACCUACUCAAAACGUUUGAGCCGUGCAUGUCUGGUGGUCGUCUGGAUACAGGCAAAUUAUCACGACAGAACAGUUCAGUCGGAUCUUUAUCUCGGUCAAGUUCAUUCAAUCUUCGUCCUGAGAUCAGUCGAGACGAUAGCCAGACGAGUCUGGGGAUAUCUGGAUUGACUGUUCAAGAACCAGGCGAAAUUGACGACCACAGCGAUCCCACAACCCUCGAUCCAAGGUCUUACCUCAAAGUUGUAUCUGCCUUUGACCAACCGCGUUUGACAUACUCGACCUCGAAAAAGACAGUCGAGAGAGUCUCAGGACCACCGACCCUUCUCUCGGCGACACAGAACAAGACAGCCAUGUUCAGAAAUCGUUAUCACUUGAUCCACCAACGAUUGAUGCGAAAUGAAUCUUUCCAAGCGCCAGCAUUCUCGAGCUCGAAACGGAAACCAGCUCUCAUCCACUCUGGUAGUAGCGCUGCAUCACUCCAACAAGCCUACAAAAUCACUCCCAUCUCCAACCUCCUCGGCCGGUCCGGCUCCUUCCACCUCCUUCUAGGCAUGCUCGUCCACUCAGCAGCCGGCGAUCUGGCCCUCACCGACCUCUCAGGAAGCGUAGUGCUAGACAUGUCGACAACAAGACCCAUCCCAGAAGAUGGAGCCUGGUACUGCCCUGGCAUGAUCGUCCUCGUCGAAGGCCGCUAUCUAGAAGACGGUUCCAACAACUCUAACCUAGGCACUGCAGCCGGCAUAGGAGGUCAAAUCAAAGGAUCUUUCGUCGCAGAGACCAUGGCCGGACCACCUGCCGAAAGACGAAGUCUCACCCUAGGUCUAUCAGCACAAGCGGACAAGGAAAACCUCGCUGCCAGCGUCGGCGCAGGAUUUGGCUGGGUGGAUUUCCUCGGCGUGGGCAGUGAGAAAGCACUCGGUGCACAGAUGCGACGCAUUCAAAGACGAAUCCUCAAAUCAACACCCCAGACAAUGCCACCCGCGAUCGAACACGACCAGGAUCAAGACCACCAUGAAGAAGAAAUCCAAGUCCAACUCCCCCGAACCAAAAUCGCCAUUGUCGCCGAAUGCACACUCGACAAUCCACGCACACUUGAAGGCAUACGCGCCAUCUUAAGCAGCUACGCCAACGCCAGCACCGACGAAAUCGACUACCCACUAUCCAUCAUCCUAAUGGGCAAUUUCAUCUCUGCCGCAAGCAUGGCCGGCUCCACCAAAGGCGGCGGCAGCGUCGAAUAUAAAGAAUACUUUGACGGCCUUGCAUCCGUCAUGAGUGAAUUCCCGAAUCUUCUCGCCACCAGCACCUUUGUCUUUGUUCCUGGUGACAAUGAUCCAUGGGCAAGUAGUUUCAGCGCCGGGGGGGCCACCGUGCUCCCUCGACAAGGUGUGCCGGAGAUUUUCACCUCGAGAAUUCGAAGGGCAUUUGCGGCGGCGAAUACGGAAUUGGGCAGGAAGGAGAGGAAUAAGGAUCUAGGAGAGGCGGUUUGGGCGACUAACCCGGCGAGAUUGACUAUGUUUGGGCCGGUGGAGGAAUUGGUUUUGUUUCGAGAUGAUAUUACGGGUCGGUUUCGGAGGAAUGCGGUUUCGUUUGCGAAACUUGAUGAGGAUGACGAGGAUGAGGAGGGGGAAACUGGUCAUCAGAAUGGUUCUCAUUCUCAAUCACAAGCAGAAGUCACGGACACGUUUGUCGAAGAUAUGGCUCUUGAUGCCGACGACGGUGUGACGACCACGGGUCUCGACGCCAUGGUACAUGAAGCCACGUCGCACGUUCCAACGACGAGUACCACCACCACGACGAGUAAUAGCUCAACGAACUCCGCUCGCAAGUUGAUCAAGACCGUCCUCGAUCAAUCCCAUCUUGCGCCAUUUUCACACUCGAUCAGGCCGAUCUUUUGGGAUCAUGCGGCUUCGCUGUCACUGUACCCGCUGCCUACGGCGUUGGUGCUGGCUGAUGCUGAUACGCCGUCAUUUGCCAUCUCGUAUGAAGGUUGUCAUGUCAUGAAUCCAGGUCGAGUGGUUGACGAGGAUGGAGUCGGCUCGAGAAGGGGUUUGGCUCGAUGGGUCGAGUAUGAUGCUGUGGCGAGGAGAGGAGAGCUGAGAGAGGUGAGGUUUUGAUGUUGGAU